AUGUCUCUAAGGGACGAGCUGAGCGCGAUAGAGUCACCGCCAUUCUCUGAAUCGGAAGAAUCAGAGUCGGACGAGCAGUCAGAGGACGGAACUUCCGAGUCAGAGGAUGGGAAGUACGGCCUAGGAGGCCAGAUUAAAGAGAUCAUCCAGGCGCUGAACGACAUCCGGUCCCAAUUGGCCGAGCAGAAUAAGUACCUGGAUGUGCUCACGGAGAAAUACAUCGCCAGGCCGGCGCAGAUCACCUUCACAGAGGACGAAUGGGACACGGAGACUGAUGAGGAGAUGUGGGAGGAUACUCUCGAGCCUAUUGAGGAGCACGAGCUACAAGCUCUCGACGAGGUCAAUGUCGCUUCAGCGCGAGAAUGGACGAAAGAAGCCAGACUGGCCGAGGCUGGCAGUGCGCAACAUCGCUAUAUCCUGGGCUUCACAGUCGCUACUGUGUUCUAUCUCCCAAUGGGUCUCAUCACUUCCUUCUUCGGCAUGCAUUUAUUCAAAUCAGAUGUCACCAUGGAGACAUCACAAACAUCUUUCAUCCCCGUCUUCCUCAUCUUGUCUCUGACGACGUAUGUCUUCGCGGCAUGCGCACUCUGGCUGGUCCGAGACGGAGACAAGAUCAAGAAGAUGCUCAACUCUUGGAGCCCGACAGACACCGGCCAAACAAGCCAGAGACCCUCGAAUCUCAGACUUCCAAACCUGAUGCGAAGACGGAAAGCAUGGGAGGCUGCCCUGUAA
Aspergillus versicolor CBS 583.65 is the source of this 732-nucleotide messenger RNA. RefSeq lists its product as uncharacterized. NCBI's taxonomy places the organism in Eukaryota, Fungi, Ascomycota, Eurotiomycetes, Eurotiales, Aspergillaceae. The coding region runs from base 1 to 732 and encodes 243 amino acids. The transcript has 3 exons. The record is from RefSeq and is a predicted model, not a curated record.